Molecule: messenger RNA, 1435 nt
Organism: Hemibagrus wyckioides
Lineage: Eukaryota; Metazoa; Chordata; Actinopteri; Siluriformes; Bagridae
Exons: 5
Coding region: 167-886 (239 amino acids)
Source: RefSeq, a predicted model, not a curated record
AGCAGCUUAUUGGACACCUUGAGAAAAACAGGAUGUAGAGGCUUGUGGCUGAAGCGGCUAACAGGAACUUGACACACGCAGUAGGAACAGAGACAUUUUGACCUAUCUACGUAAUUUCAAAAAAAGCAUCACUUGUCUAUAGACCACCAGAACAUCACAAGGAGAAAUGGCCCAACUCCUGAGUCUUUAUAUAUUACAGCUGCUGUUUGGUGUCUUUUGGCCAAGUCUCCUUCAGUUCGCUUCAGCUGAUCAUGUAUUUGUCUAUCCUGGACAGAACAUCACCCUGUCCUGUAACAUCACUAUUUAUAAUACAAUAUUUUGGUAUCAACUGAGAUCUGAGGAGGUGAAUCUCCUGAUAUCUGCUAAACAAGGGAAAUUGAAUAAAAAGUUUCUCUUCAGUUAUAAUGUGAAUGAGAGUCGAUUUGGAAUAACAGAAAGCUGCAGUUUAGUGAUUUUUGGUGUUGGAGAGACAGACCUGGGAUUUUAUUAUUGUGGAGAUCGAAAGGAUGAGACACACAUUCAGUUUGGGAAACCCAUCAGACUGAAUUUUACAGAUGACCAUGACACCUUGCUCAAGCCUCCAGGCACUGAGCAGUCUACAGGAGCAGAGAUCUGGAUUAUAAGCACUAUGUGUCUGGUCUCUGUCCUAAUAAACCUCAUCUGCAUGUGUGUGUUCUGCUGCAGGUUCACAGGAAGGUCAGUGUCAUCAUGCAGCUGUUGCAGUACCACCAAAGAUUCCACUGAAAAAGUGGAAAAGGAGGAAAAUAUUCAUUAUGCCAGCAUCCAAUACAAAAGAAGGCCUAGAAUGACUGCUAAGAAAAAUACAUCAUCAGAUUUGGACAGUGUGACCUACGCAACAGUCGCCUUACAGCCUCGGAGACACUGACCAGUACAAGGUGUUAAAAUUUAUUACAUCAUUAUAAACACAUCAUCAUACUGUAUUUUCCUGCUGUCUUUGUUCUUAAUUUGUUUUCUUUCUUUUUUUUUGUUUGUUUUUUUAUUUUUAAAUAAGGAAAUGAGUUAACAUAGAUUUCUGUGGACAUGAAAUUAACUAUUGUAAAUAAAUCAUUAUAUUUUUAAUGAACACAAAUUUUACAAGAAUCACCUGGUUAUUUAGAUAAAUAAAUACAAUACAAAAGUAAACAGUUCAUCAGGGCUAUAUAGGUUUUACCUGAUUCACUCAUAUAAAUAAGAUGAAAAGCUGAGAUCCUGGUGGAGAUAAAAUGGCAGUGAGAAACAAGAUGAGGUGUAACACAUUUUAUGCUGCAUAAAAAUAUUCUGUGUAUGUCACCACCGAGUCUCCUUUUACAAACCUCUAUAAUACUCCAUAUGUAACUUAAAAAUCGACGUAAUGCCCAGCUUGAUGCUAAUGUAAAGUGUAUACAUUAUGUAUAUGUACAUAAAGUGUAUAAGUUAAUGUAUAUGUAAAAAUGAA